Messenger RNA from Quercus lobata, 1689 nucleotides. RefSeq names its product mitogen-activated protein kinase kinase kinase 17-like. NCBI's taxonomy places the organism in Eukaryota, Viridiplantae, Streptophyta, Magnoliopsida, Fagales, Fagaceae. Gene Ontology annotation, molecular function: protein kinase activity; ATP binding. The transcript has a single exon. The record is from RefSeq and is a predicted model, not a curated record. The coding region runs from base 476 to 1588 and encodes 370 amino acids. Gene Ontology annotation, biological process: protein phosphorylation; signal transduction.
UUGAAAUUAUUUAUUUAUUUUUGAAAUUAGAAGCUUUUUUUUUUUCCUUAAAGAAAUUCAUAAAGUUUUUUUAUCCUACCACCGACCUUGGUUAGUUUUAGCUUAUAGAAAAAGCAAUUCUUAUUAGCUAUUAAAAAUUUAAAAAUCAAAAUAAAGUCGUAAACUUUUGUUGUUCGAGUUUGAAAUCAUCCGACCGUUAACUCCAACCCUUAAACCGACUUAUAUAUAUAGACAGCGUCGAAAAUAAGCAUCAAAAUUAUUCGACCGUUUUUAUAAAAAAAAAAAAAAAAAAAAAUUAUUCAACCGUUCUGAAACAGGAACGCACUUCUCUAUUUUUCUUCAAACCCUUUCUUGAAACCACUGCUUAUUCCACCAUCAGCAAAGUUUCGUAUACCCCACUCUUUGUUUCUCUUCAAACCCGUUGCUCGAUACAAAUUUCUACUAAUCAAUCGAAAUUCAGCCUUCUGGUUGUAUCAUGGGAGGAAUGAAGCGAAGCAGAGAGGACUACAUUGCCGGUGGUGAGGUUUCUCUGGGUUAUACAGCACCGUCUUGGAGCAGAGGCCAAUUGCUUGGCCGUGGAGGGUUUGGUUCUGUUUUCGUUGCCAAACUGAAGAAACCCUGUUUGGGAUUUCCUCCAAUCAUGGCUGUGAAAUCAGAAAACGCUGCUUCUGGGCCAUCUUCACUUUCAACUGAACAACGGUUUCUUCAGGCUUUAAAAGGGUGUCCUAAUGUGGUUCAAUACUUUGGAUCAGACAUCACAACCACCAACUCUGGUGACAUCAUUCACAACGUUUUUCUUGAGCUUGCUUCAGGAAGCUUGGCCGAUUUCAUCAAGAAAUAUGGUUCUGGUACUGGGAUGCCUGAGGUUCUAGUCAGGAAUUGUACGCGGUCUAUUUUGAUUGGAUUGAAGCAAGUUCAUGACCGUGGAUUUGUACAUUGUGAUAUCAAGCCUCACAAUGUCCUGUUAGUACCUAAUGGGGAUGGUUAUGUUGCUAAAGUUGCGGACUUUGGGUUGGCAAAGAGGCAGAAUGUGAGGGAUGCUAGUGGUGUCAGAGGCACACAUUUGUUCUUUUCUCCUGAGAUGGUGAGGUAUAGAAUUCAGGAAGCGCCUUCAGAUAUUUGGGCACUUGGGUGUAGUGUGCUGAUGAUGUUGACUGGAAAACCACCGUGGGCUUCUACCCCUAAAUCCGAACUUAUGUCUCGGAUAGCUACUGAGUCACCGACGAUUCCACCCAAUAUCUCAAAAGAAGCCCAGAACUUCUUGAGUUGCUGCUUUGUGAGGCAUCCUGUGAAGAGGUUGACGGCUACAGAGCUAUUGAGUCACAUAUUUUUAGUAGAAUCAGAUGAGGGUGAAGUAUACAUUCAAGAAAAGGCUAAAGUUUCAGAUGAGAAGAGUCUUGAAGUAAAGCCUCAAUCACAACGUUGUCCUUCAGCUUUGCCGAGUUUUAUACCUCUUCCUUCUUCAUCAUCUGAGGAGGAAGAAGAGCACAUCCCUGCUGCAGCGAAGCGAACAUGUUACAGACAGAUCCAUCCUGUGGCAAUCAUGGGUUGCCAACCUCCCGUCACUUUUACUGUUCGGGCAAAUUGAGACAUAGCAAACAUUUUGUUUGCAUUUGUAAAUCAUUUUUUCAUUGUAAUUGAUUAAUUUUUUUUUGGUUUCAGAAGUUGUAUAGUAAUGAAUUAGUAAAU